GACCAUGCUGAAUAUGCCAGGGAGCUGGCUAGAUUAUAUGGAGUGGAUCCGAAUCUGUCCUAUUCCAGUCUUCUUGAAGAGUUCAAGAAAGUUUUGGAUGCUAAGAGAGCAAAGCUACAAAAAUUGUAUAAAAUGAAAGCGGGCGUUCAGAAAAUACAGGAUAAUGCUACUAUAGAUCGACGUUCCAGUCGGGCAACGACAACAGAUGUCAUCAAAGAAUUAAAUGUUGACGUUCAGGAUCUGACACAAGAUAUUGGGGAUUUGGAAACUUCGCUCUUAUACCUUAAACAUUCAGCAGUGAAUGCGGAUAAUCCAGCUUCAACACCUACGGGCUCAAUCAUUAAUGAAAAUAUAAUCGACUCUAAAUUGGCUGAACUACAGAAAGCUUUAGAAAUUGAACUUCAGGUCAAGAGUGGUGCUCAACGCCUCAUUGAUACAUACAAAGGUGGUAAUCGCCAGAACGCAUCGAUUUUGGAGGAAGCAAAGCGCCAGUAUGAGAUCUCAAGUAAUAAAAUUGGAUUCAUACGAAAUCAGUUGAUUCGUGUCAAGCAACAGAGCGAGUCUGCUCAACAGGUAAGCCCUUUGCUUUACCACGAUUGCCAUUAUAAGUACUCUGUUUAA
Messenger RNA from Echinostoma caproni, 621 nucleotides. NCBI's taxonomy places the organism in Eukaryota, Metazoa, Platyhelminthes, Trematoda, Plagiorchiida, Echinostomatidae. The record is from the annotation of a GenBank genome assembly.